This is a messenger RNA of Medioppia subpectinata, 1428 nucleotides long. The record is from the annotation of a GenBank genome assembly. Lineage: Eukaryota; Metazoa; Arthropoda; Arachnida; Sarcoptiformes; Oppiidae.
AUGCAAUUGCCACACGACGACGUGAUGGACGUCCUGUUGGGCGACGAGUGUCAGGACAUUACUCACGAGGAAGAGAGCGUAUUGUUGCAGAUGAACGACACGUCUUCGCCGCUGAGGAAAACAGUGGUGGAAACGACGGCGGGAACUGAUGGCCCGAUGGCUCGCAAACUCAUUGUCUACGAUCUGAACGACUCGCAGGACUCGUCUCAAGACGCGGACGAAGACAACGCCAGAGAUAAGUUCCGUACGGAGAGGUCGGCCACCAUUAGUCUGACGGCAAACACCCGUUCAAUGGAUCGCCAAAUACCGGACUCUUUGGACGCAAUCGCCGCUGAUUUCAAGCGGAAUCAGAAACACGAGAAUAAGCAGAAGAAGCGCCGCAAUCGCCAGAAUAGGCGACAGNGCAGGACUCGUCUCAAGACGCGGACGAAGACAACGCCAGAGAUAAGUUCCAGGUCGGCCACCAUUAGUCUGACGGCAAACACCCGUUCAAUGGAUCGCCAAAUACCGGACUCUUUGGACGCAAUCGCCGCUGAUUUCAAGCGGAAUCAGAAACACGAGAAUAAGCAGAAGAAGCGCCGCAAUCGCCAGAAUAGGCGACAGUUUGGCAGUCAUUAUGAAAGACAAACGCCGCCAAUGAGUGCAGGAAUGUCUUCGGGUGGCAGUCAUCACAAUCGCGGCCCAGACUUAAGAAGUUUGAUUAAUCGUCCGCCUAAUGGCCGAAGACAUGGUUUCAAUCAAACCAAUCGAUUGCUCAGUGAAUCAAAUGCUCUUAUAAUGAAUCAGAUCCAGAAUUUGGCCAAUAAUUUGACCGCAAAUCUGAAUCCGAUUACAAAAUUGCAAAUGGAUUUAGGAAUUCUUAAUCCAAAUCAGCUUUUAUUGAACGCUCUGUUGAGUCAAAAUCAGUCAAUUUCUGCGGCCAAUCGAUUGCCGUCUUCGCUGACCACUGGUCGCAGCACUUCUUCGUUGAACCAAAUGCAGGCAUUGAAACCAAAGGAUGACAUUCAGAUCACUAUCAGAAAUCGCAACAACAAUAAUAGCGGCCAAUCACUCAAUGCCAUCAAAAUGUCGACAAAACCGCAAAUCAAAUGUUUGGUCACAAAAGACAAAAGUGAUUCCGAUAUUGAGAUUUUGAGUGAAACGGACGGCUCUCACAAUUCAGGCAAUCAUUUAUUCAGCGGAUUGUCAGUCAAUGACAAUGAGAGGGCCAACAGCUCUGGCAAUGGCGACCAUUUUGCCAACGCUUUGGCCGAAGCGGAGGUCGGCGUCGAUAACGACUAUUUGACACGACUUCGAGAACAAGAGGAACAGAGACGACAACUGAAGGAAUAUAAAGAGAAGAGACGUCUGGAAAUGGCCGACGAAAGGCUCCAAUCGGCUGAGGAUUUGAAGGCAAAGAUUGCCAAUCGAAACACAUUCAGACGAUAA